ACAGAUCCCUAAGCACCGAUUAGGCCUGCCUGUGUGAUUUUUAUUUAGACAUUAACUAGACCUAUUGAAAUGCUGUGCUCAUUUAUUGGCGCAAAAAUGAUUUUGGCAAUCAUAACUUUCCUAAUGAUGUUUAUUACAGGUUCACACACCGUGGACUUCUGUUAUGAUGAGAGUCAUUGUGAUCCAUAUGCAUGGGGAGAUGCGUUCCCAUCCUGCCACCCAAUACUUGGAGAACAUCACUCUCCAAUCAACCUGGAUCAUCAUAUGACCAGAAAUGAGUCACUGGAGGCUUUACAUCUGGCUGGUUUUCAUGCUGUUCAUACAGGACACUGGAAACUGAAAAACAAUGGCCACUCUGUUGUGUUGGAGGUUGGGAAUGGGAUGUCUGUGAGUGGUGGAGGUCUUCCAGGGACGUACCACACCGUCCAGCUCCACUUUCACUGGGGAAGCCUCAACACCAACGGCUCAGAGCACACUGUGGACAGGCACAGGUAUCCAAUGGAGCUGCACAUAGUCAACAUGAAGUCAAGUCAUCCCAAUUUGACAUCUGCCUUGGAUGACCCAACUGGCCUUGCAGUUCUUGCGUUCUUUAUUGAUCUUUAUUACAUUGAAAAUGUACACUUUGGACGCAUAUCACGACUACUUCCCUCCAUUGCCUACAAAGGUCAAACGGCUACAGUCAAGCCAUUCCCAUUGAUCGGCCUUCUGCCUGAGAGCCAUUUGUCCCAGUACUACCGCUACCAUGGUAGCCUCACCACGCCACCUUGUUCUCAAGCCGUUAUAUGGACCAUGUAUGAAGUCCCCACCUAUAUCUCAUGGUCACAGUUUGAACAGUUUGUCACUGGGAUUUUCUCCACAGAGGAGGAUGAAGAAUUUGUAGCACAUCUCCAUGAUAACUUCCGACACAUCCAUCCCACCUUCAGUCGCAGCGUCUACGCCUCCAAAGAUGCCAAGCUGCUUACAGCGACGGCCAAUCACCUCUAUAGCCCAGCACUCUCAAUACUUCUCCUUCAAUUGACUUUAACUGUUGGGCUUAUCUAUGGGCUCUAGCUCUUUGCUCAGGGCUGUUUUGUUGAUGCUAGCUUUACACUCUCUACUUGUGGGACAGCAUCAUAGUCGAGAAACUCUGAAGUUGCCAAUACCAUAGAUUUUUGUGGGGCUUUUUUUUAAUGCAGAGGAUACAUAAAAUACUGUGAAAAAUAAGAGCACUGUUUACUGUGAUUGACCUCUAUCUUUUCAUCAUAUUACUGCCAUUGCGUUCCAUUAGAAAUGGUUUAAUGUUUCAUUACAUGUUUAACAGUGCAACUCAUAACAUUGUGUAGACUAGAUCUAGUACUGGUAACAGUACUAAAAUGUUGUUCAUCAAUGCUACCGUGUAUGCAUCUCUGAUUGUACUGCAUUCAAUCACUACCUAACCUACUAUAUCAAUGUUAAUUAAACAAAUAAUUGAAUUUGAACUCACUGUGUUUACAUUCCCCCUGGUGGCCAUAUGACAUUGCUGUAUAUUCCCUCAGCAACUGCUAUGGGCAGGUAGCAGAGCUAUUAUUUCCCUGCCUGCCUUCCCUCCCUUUAUUUUGUAUGAAUUUGAUCCACUUGAAACUGUCAUCAGAAGAUAUUCCCCACGUCACACCACUACUCUGCAGCUACCAGGGGUGACUCACUCUGAAUGACUGGUGUGACAUGCUUAUACUGGGGGGGUUGUACGAGUGACAUGUGGAGUGAUCAAGUAGUGGCAUUACAACAUCUCACACUUUGUCCAGUUCUGGCGGUUGACCAAAUCCAAUACGAUAAAGAGAAUGGUGAUCCCGGGAAGCCUGACAGCCUGACCUGUGUAUCCAUGCUGACUGUAUUGUUCCCCUACUGCUGGUCACACCAUCCACCUCCUGUCACUGACUUGGGGUGGCAGAGGGCAGACACACAGAGGCCACUCUGUCUCUGUCAGUCCGGAUGGUUGAGUGUGACUAUCAGGACUUGGCUGGGUGAGAAUGA
Molecule: messenger RNA, 1989 nt
Organism: Oncorhynchus gorbuscha (pink salmon)
Lineage: Eukaryota; Metazoa; Chordata; Actinopteri; Salmoniformes; Salmonidae
Gene: car15
Product: carbonic anhydrase 15
Exons: 8
Coding region: 70-1050 (326 amino acids)
Cellular component (GO): plasma membrane
Molecular function (GO): carbonate dehydratase activity; zinc ion binding
Source: RefSeq, a predicted model, not a curated record